This is a messenger RNA of Stomoxys calcitrans (stable fly), 1663 nucleotides long. RefSeq names its product histone chaperone asf1 (gene asf1). The record is from RefSeq and is a predicted model, not a curated record. Gene Ontology annotation, cellular component: nucleus. NCBI's taxonomy places the organism in Eukaryota, Metazoa, Arthropoda, Insecta, Diptera, Muscidae. The coding region runs from base 525 to 1196 and encodes 223 amino acids. Gene Ontology annotation, molecular function: histone binding. Gene Ontology annotation, biological process: DNA replication-dependent chromatin assembly. The transcript is spliced from 2 exons.
AUGUGUAAACGGACAGGAUUUGUUUUUGGAUUAAGUGAAAUCCAGAUCAUACAAAUUUCAAUGUAAACGUGCUAUAAUAUAGAAAUGUCUUUUUAUUGCCCUUUUUUCAUACCGACAUUCGCCGUAUUGUAUGAUUUUAACUCGCAGCAAAAAAUCGAGUGAUUCUCUUUUUAUUUUUUUGAUCAUGUAAAGGGUCCAUAGUGCAAAUAUGUGAUAAACAAAAAUUUGGCAAUUCAUCUUGGAAUUUGGCGGGAAAGUUGGCAAUAUUUCUUGUCAUGGAAAUGUCAUUCUCACAUCCACAUUUGUUUGACAAAAACCGAGUCACUGAGAUCGAGAACAUUUUAUUUAUUUUUAUUCCAUACCAAAAAACCCCAAGGAAAUAUUGCUAAUUAUUGAAGUGUCCUUAAGAUCCAGGACUACGAACUAAAUACAACGGAAGGCGCAAACUGUUGAUACAAAGAAGCCACGCCAAAAAUUGUGCAAAAGAGCCUCACGAGACAGAACAAACGCGCACUUGAGUAAUCAUGGCAAAAGUUCACAUAACCAAUGUGGUGGUUCUAGACAAUCCGAGCAGUUUCUUCAAUCCUUUCCAAUUCGAACUAACUUUCGAAUGUAUUGAGGAACUGAAGGAGGAUUUGGAAUGGAAAAUGAUUUAUGUGGGUUCAGCAGAGUCCGAGGAGUAUGAUCAGGUAUUGGAUACUAUAUAUGUUGGUCCCGUACCCGAGGGCAGACACAUUUUUGUUUUUCAAGCUGAUCCACCCGAUGUCACAAAAAUACCAGAACAAGAUGCUGUUGGUGUUACAAUAGUUCUGUUGACUUGUUCAUAUCGUGGACAGGAGUUUGUACGAGUGGGCUACUUCAUAAAUAAUGAAUACGCCGAUCAAGAAAUGCGUGAAAAUCCUCCCCCCAAACCAAUGUUCGAUAAGCUCACCCGCAAUAUAUUAGCCACAAAACCCCGUGUUACCCGCUUCAAAAUUAAUUGGGACGAUACUCCCGCAAAUGGUCAUACUAAUGGCAAUGGCGAACACAUCGAUGAUGAUAUGCAGUGUGGAGAGACUGAAAUGAAUGGUGCUUCAACGUUAUCUGCGAAUAAUCAUCCGGAAGGUACAAUGGAUGAGAAUAGUUUAGCUAUGCCCAUAGAGAAUGGGGUGAAUGCCUUAAAUGAGAAUUCAAAUUCAUUAGCUAUGGAAUGUUAGGUUUAAUUUUAUCUCGUGUCACCGUUCAUUUGGCAGUUACACAUACUAUAAUUUUUGAUUUAAGUUUUUAUUAGAAACAAAAAAAAAAAAACAUGAACUGAAUAUUUGUUUUGUACCUUAUAAACAAAAAAAGCUGAAAUACAGUUUGGCCAUUGCUAUUCAGCAAAAUGUAGCCCGCAAGUUUGAGUGAAUGGCCGGAGUACAGUCGCUAUUUAUAUAAUUUUACCAAAUACUGUUUUGUAAUGCUGUCUUGCUUUCAUUUGUGUUGUGGGUUUUGGCUUGCAUACUCGGGGGAUAGUCUACAAUACGCCGUUCUCUAUCAAACAGCGCCCUCAAAUUUUACUUUAAUUUGUUUUCUAAUGAUAUUUAUGCUAAAUUACCUUAACCUUUUAUAAUUUAUCUAAUAUAUAGUUUAUUAAUUAAAAAAAAAAACUAAAUAUAAAGUCUUAAUCUUAAUCUGAAGGAAA